Messenger RNA from Cavenderia fasciculata, 8982 nucleotides. RefSeq lists its product as uncharacterized. Lineage: Eukaryota; Evosea; Eumycetozoa; Acytosteliales; Cavenderiaceae. The transcript is spliced from 7 exons. Gene Ontology annotation, molecular function: deoxyribonuclease II activity. Bases 1 to 8982 code for a protein of 2993 amino acids. Gene Ontology annotation, biological process: DNA metabolic process. The record is from RefSeq and is a predicted model, not a curated record.
AUGCUGUCAUAUACUACUACUACUCUACUACUAUUUUUAAUUACUUUGGUAGUCGUAGUAGUUCAAGCCAGUCCACCGAGUUGUUUAUCUAAUAAUGGUACAUCGGUAGAUUGGUGGGUAAUAAAGAAACUACCACAAUCAAAGAUGUAUAUCUACUCUGAUAGUAAUAACGCAGUUGUUGCUAUAGAGAAUGAUAUAACGAAUCCUACGACAGGUGCACUCGCACGUACACUUUCACAAUUGAGUGUUGCCUCUGAUGGCACACUGCCAUCAUUCACAGCCUACAAUGAUAUGCCAUGGAAUGAUCUAUACGAUAUUCCAGUUGGUACAGUCAGUACGUCGAUCGCCGGAGACGUAGCAAUCAACCGAUCCCCACUACAAGGACCAAGAGGUAUUAUCGGUGUUGGUGACCCGUCCUCCCCCAACUCACCAGCAGCAGCAGGUUUUCACAUCAAACAUUCUCUGGUUGGAUUUCCAGUACCACGGUCUCCCACCUCUAGAUAUCUGAUCAAACUACCUGCGACUCAUCCGACCAACUGGUUCCCUGCCGACUACCAUCUUCCAAGUCAACAUGAUCCAGCUGUCGACGGUGACAUAUCACGUGGUCACACCUUUAUCUGUCACCGAUUUGAAGAUAUCUCAACACUUGUACCAGUUAUUAAAGCUGCCAACCCAUUCUUUUAUGCAAGCAAUCUUCUUCCAACCACUCCAUUCACCAGUCUCUACAAUAUGGUUACUAGUGCCAUCCCAACAUCCCCACCACCACCACCAACCUCUCAAUCACAGUCAAAUCCAACACUUGGCUAUUCCAUCUAUGGUUCAUUUGCUCAAUAUGCUUGGUCUCCAACAUUUCUAACUUCAAUAACUAUUCCAAAAGUAGGAGUACCUUUGCAAGGUGGAUUAUUUGAUGGUAUUACAGAGAUGAAAUUACCAAUUGAUAUUGUUCGCAAAUAUAAUGUACCAAUUGAUGUAUCACAAUGGAGCAGUGAAUUGGAUGACAGUCACUUGGCUUUUUCCAUCUCAAUUAUAGAUGCUUCUGUUUGUCUUGCCGAUUCUUCAUGCACUAAUGGAUGUAUUGUAGUUUGCUUAAACAAGAAUAUAAGAAACUUGGCAGCAUUGUUGAAGAUGUCAGCAUUUAAACAAGUCAGUGUACCAUGUACAAGUUAUUCAGAUUGUGUUCAUGAGGUACAAAUCCAACGACCAAACCAAUUCAAAGGAAAGGUGAUGAUUGAUGUUGAUGCACCAUUUGUAUUGGCUCACGUUGUACCUUUUAUCCGUGCCACUCAAGACUCGUUGAUUCGUAAUACCGUCGUACAAGUAUACAGUAAUCGUGGUGAAUGUAACCUUGAUUGUAUGAAAGCUAUUGGAGAGACUACCACAACAUCAACUAAUCCAAAGGCAUCACUUGCAUUUGACAAGUUGGGGUUCGCUGUAACCGUCCUCUUGCAAUUACAAGAUACUCAAACUGGUUUCAAGAUGGUAAAUAACAAUAACGUUGUUUUAACCGUUCCAAUGACAUCAACCAAACCGUCAGUAUAUAACCCACCAGAGUUAGACAUUACCGUCAUUAUCUACAAGACCGUCCAAUUGUUGAUCGAUACUGCAUCGAGACAUGUAGAUAUUGGUCGAUUAAAUAAUAUAGUGUUGGUAGUUGAUACUAUUGCCAACACAGCUUAUUUUAAUGGGUCUGCCAACGCACCAUUUGGUAUUGCCGUGACUGCUGGUAGCCCACAAUUAUUCUGCAUCAAUUCUUUGAUGAGAUCAUUCACGUAUCAUGUGGUCAAGACUAUCAACCCCCUGUUCCAAAGUGCUGCAUCUCCACUCUUUUCACCAUCAUCAUCGUUAGUGUCGACGAUCGACUCUACCGCCUAUCCACCACUUCUCCGAGGUCUUGUCAAUGCCAUCUCUAUGAAGUUACGAGAGUUGUCUUAUCCCACUGGACUACCUCUAUCAACCCUUGAAUCAUUUGGUGCAUCUUGUUCAGAGACUGUAGACAUUGAAUUAUUUACAACCCCAUUGACCAUUCAAACACAAGGGUUGUAUAGUGAAGGUUGGGUAACUGCCAUGUUUUGGGAUUUACUCGAUGAAAAGAAUGAUGAUUAUUCCGAUGUCUUGAAUCGUCGAUCACCAAACAAUGAUAAUAAUCAAGGCAACACUAUUCACCUCCACACCAUUUUAAAGGCUAUCAACAUAUCCACCUCUACUCCAAAUGAUACCAUUUCAUUUAUUGAUACAGUUCAUCAAGUACUCUUGUCAAACUCACAACCAAUUGAUCAUCAAGAUACUACAUCCAACCCUCAACUCCAAAUACUACAUUCUCAACGUAUUAUGAAAUACAAUAAUAUAUUUAAAUGUCAAGAUAUAUGUCCAUUAAUUUCUAAUCCUCCAGUUAUACCAUUGAAUCCAUCAAUUGGUGAUUAUUUAUUAUCAAAAAGAGUAUGUCUUGAACAAAUCGAUCAAGUUGGUUGGGAUACCCUGGGAAAGAGUUUUGCUGCAUGGACAACAGACCCAAGUACUAUUAGUAACCAGGUUUUAAGAAACCAAGGUUUAAAGUUUAUGUAUGAAGGUAGUACAUUGUCACAAUUUAUAAAUAGUAAUGAUGGAAAUGUUCAGUCGUUGUUGUCGGUUCAAGACGAUGGAUUAUGCGAGACUGUUCGUAUGAUUCAAGAGGUUAAUAGACCAGUCAGUCCAUUGGGAGCCAUAUUGAUCACUCAGAUGCUAGAGUAUCAAUCUAAUUUGGCCACUCAUUCUCAAACCUUUAAUGACUUGUCAUUAUUGUUUGUUGGUACUGUCGUCGAUCAAGAUUCAAUUGGUAUGGUCAUUGUCAAACAUAAAGACAAGUUGUGUUGGGCAACUGUACAAACAUACUCCACUUAUCUGACUGGAUCGGCACUUGAUCUAUGUGAUAGUGGACCGAUUGUAUUUACAAUGGAUGGAUUAUCAUCACCAACCGUACCACCAUCAACCUCUAGAAUAACCAUUACUGGUCGUAAACUAGUACAAGCAUCAAUCAAGAUUGGUGGAUUAGAUUGUACUGGUCAAGUGGUAACUACUGCCCCUGCUACCAAUACACCUCAUCCAUUCUUGGAAACACUUGUUUGUAAACCACCAUCUGGUAUUGGAUUACAAUUAGUAACUUACUCUAAACAAGGUUCUGGUUCUUUAAUUCCAGUAGAGAAACCUUUAAAAACCUAUACAUUUACUUAUGAUGCUCCAAUCAUUAGUAAUGUUGUACCUGCAUCUAAUACUCGAUUGAAUACCGCUGGUUCAACGGUAUCGGUUUUUGGUAGUAACUUUUUGUCACUAACCUCUGACAAAUCAUCUAUUCAAUUGUUUGAAGGACGUCUUUUAGUAACUAGUUUUACUGCUCUCCGUCAAGACCUACUUAUUUAUACUGCAUUUGGUAGUGGAAAGGAUAAUGUUUUAUCGGUGGUUGUUGCUGCAAGUCAGGUAUCAAGUCAAAACCAAUUCACAGUAUCUUAUAAUGCACCAGUCAUUCAAUCUCUAUCAUCCACAACAUCUUCAACUGCAGGCAAUGAUAUUAUUACUGUAACAGGUCUCAAUUUCGGACAGACAGGUGAAUUAUCAGUGUCUGUUGGUGGUGCUACAUGUGCCACUGAUCGUCAAAGUAACACACAAGCAACAUUCUCCACACCCCCAGGGUUUGGUUCGAAUCAACUUGUCGUUGUAACUCUAUCUGGACAAAACUCAACCCAAACAUCGUUUGUCAUCAAUUAUUUGUCACCCGUCAUCUUGCAAGUCGUCCAAGAACCAAUGCAAACGGCACAAGGUGGAUACUUUUGGGUGGUAGGUACCGAUCUUGGUCUCGGAGCAAUGUCUGACGAGGAGUACCCAAUCGUCACUAUUUUUGACAUUGUCGUUGUCGAUUGUGAGGAUGCUGCAGACUAUUGCUACUCAAACAAGAGUUUUGUUAGUACUGACGGACAGACUGAAACGACUCGUCCCACCAUCGAACUGUUUGGUGAUCAACUUGGGCAAGGUGAUCAGUUUGAACCAUACAUUCUACUCGAUGACUCGUACCGUACAACCAUUGACUUUGAGUGUAUGCGAUGUCAACUAUUACCUGGUAUUGGUAUGGACACCUAUGUCAAUCUAUCAUUUGCAGGCGUCGUUUCAAAUUAUGCUACUCAAUUUAUUGGGUACUUGCAACCGACUAUUUCUAACGUCGACGGUGCUAUCAACGUUGGUACUGAUGGUGGUGUCAAUGUAACUAUUACAGGUACCAACUUUGUACCAAAUGAGUUGGUUGUCGGAUACCUCGAUCCUGUAUCGGACGAGUAUGUUGACGGGUUGUUGGAGGGGUCUUCCAACUACACAUAUGUAUGGUUGGGUAACCAAACCACUAAAUUUGUGACAGUCAACUACUUCAACUCAACACAAAUUAUUGGUGUUGCACCACCUGGUAUUGGAAAAGAUAUACCUUUGGAUAUUGUAAUUGGAGCACAAAACUCAACCAACCACAUGCAAUCAAACAGCACUAAAUUUACCUUUUCCUAUGCUGCUCCCAAUAUAUCAUCGACUGAAAUGUCAAAGACUAGUGGAUCACUAGUCACUAUAACUGGUAUCAACUUUGUCCCAACAAAUGUAUCGGCUGGAGACUAUAGUAAUGUUAAAAUUAACCAAACCACCACCCCCUCCCUUUUAUUAUGUGACACUAUUAAUUGGAUAAAUUCAACUACAACAACAUGUCAAGUUAAACCUGGUAUUGGAGCCAAUUAUACUUUACAAGUGACUGUUGGUAAUCAAACUAAUCCAUCAAAUAAUACUAUCCUCUUCUCUUAUCAAAAACCAAGUAUUUCAAGUAUUGAAGGAGAAAGAAAUACAAAAGGAGGUGAUAAUUUUAGAAUUACAAUUAAAGGAGAUAAUUUUGUACCACAAGGUGUAUCACCUCGUAGUCAAGAUGAAUCAUACAUUAAAAUCAACGAUCAUCAGUGCACCAAUAUGGUAUGGGUUUCAAAUCAAAGAAUUGAAUGUUCACCACCAUCUGGUGUUGGAAAAGAUUUGACAUUUAUCUUAUAUGUUGGUAAUCAAACUACUGCAGCAGAUAAUCAAACUUAUUCUUAUGAUAUUCCAAAAGUAAAUAGUAUUACAAAAACUAAAGGUAGAAAUAGUAGAGAAAAUUCAGUUACUAUUGUAGGAAAGAAUUUUGGUCCUGAACCAACUGUAAAGAUUGGUGAUACUACUACUUGUACUGUACAAUCUACCAAUCAAGAUCACACUGAAAUCAUUUGCAAGACUGCCAUUACAACAUUGGAGAGUGAGGAGAUAGUAAAGGUUACAGCUGGUAACCAACAAUCAAACGAUACCAAUGUAACAUUUACAUUCUAUGGGCCACCCAAACUAGAUACUAUUAGUCCCGACCAAAUUAGUGUUAAUGGGGAAUCAGUCACUUUAAAUGGAAAGAAUUUAAAGGAAGAUGAUAGCGGUGAAACUAAAGUAUACAUGGAUGGUACACAAGUGACUAUUGUCACUCAAUCAACCGACGGUACAUCAGUGACUGUUACAGCACCUAGUGGAGGUGGUAUAAACAAACAGGUUUAUGUUGAUGUUGGAGGACAAGAGUCUAAUCGUUUGACAUACAAGUACCGUGACCCAAAUAUAUUUGGAGUUGCACCACCUGUCAUUACAUCUGACGCACCUUCAACCCAACUUACUUUAACAGGAUCUAAUCUUGGUCUAGCAACUGAUUUCCCAUCGGUGACUGUUGGUGGACAGACAUGCUCAGUGUCAUCGGCAUCAUCGUCCAGUGUAUCUUGUACGAUUGGACAAAUGGGACCUGGGUCAUAUGAAGUAUUAAACACCUUCCAUGGACAAACUGGUAGAUCUACAUUCACAGUUAAUCCAAAACAAACAGAACAACCCACCUCUGAACCAUCCACCACAUCUACUACUACACCAGCUACAACUGGUAUCAUUGUUAUUACAGCAGGAGGAGGAAACUCUAGCUCUGAGAACCCACCCGAUCAAGUGACAGAGGAAGAAGCAUCGGUUGAAGAAAUUAAAGAGACUAAAAUCAACCAAGAGACUUCAACCAUUACAAUCACUGCACUUUUAACUGUUACAACUACCUUUGCAUCGGGUGCUGUUGUGAUUGCUGGACCUAUCGUGACGGUCGCUCUGACACUUGCAAGUGGUGUAGCUGGUUUCUUACCAGGUGCUGCCAUUAGUAUUGUUGGUAUUGGUAUACAUGGUAUUCUGACACCUGCAACUGGUAUUAUUACAUCUACUAUUGUACUCAGCAUUAAUAUGCAGGAUAGUACUGGUAUGUGGAUACCAAUGACAUUGACAGGUGAGUUUGUUCGACCUAGAAUACCACCUGGUGGAGGUGAUGGAACUACUAAUGGAGGUAAUCCAGGAACUACCAAUGGUGGUUCGGGAACUACCAAUGGAGGCGGUGAUGGAACUACCAAUGGAGGCGGUGAUGGAACUACAAAUGGUGGUGGAGAAGAUGGUGGAGGUGAAGAUGGUGGAGGAGAUGAUGGUGGAGGUGAGGAUGGUGGAGCAACUGGAGGAACUGGAGUAAGUGGAACACAAACUACAUCAAUGACAACAGGGUCAACUGGACCUGUUAUUACAGCAAUCUCAGGUGUACUCUACUAUGACUAUAACCAAAACAAUGUACAUGAUCUUUUAGAACCUGUUCUAAGAGGUGUACUCAUUACAUUGGAGCAAUCUCCAACCUCUACAUUCUUUUACCAAACUACAACAAACUCUGAAGGAAAGUACAAUUUUAAUGUCCAAACUCGUGGAUCGUACGUACUUCGUGUUUUGGGUAGUACACCAGACCACAUCCUACCAAUCAACUCUCGUUCAUUCAUCCUUGAAGCAUCUACUAGAAUUGUUAAUAUUGACUUUUCUGCUAUUGCCAAGUCACCCAAUGGAUGUUAUGGUAGUUUGAAAUAUGGUAAUACAAAGAUCAACUUACAAUAUGGGUCUUUUAACUUGGCCAUUUAUAAUCCAGCCUUGUUCCCAACACCUACAUACUCGGAAGUACAUUUCCCAACCUAUUGUAAUGUUCAAACUGCUACAUCGAGUAAUGGUAAUCUAGUCAUCUCGUACGCCACAAACCUCGUUAUCUCUCCAUUCAUCGAUACCAAUAUGAAUGGUGCUCUCGAUACACUUGAACAAUUUACGUCAUUUGGUUUUUCAACCUCGGUCAAUGUAAACUUAAAGAUUACAGUUGUAUCUGUACUCCCUGGAGAAAGUAGAUCGAUUACAAAGGUUGCAUUUAUCACUCAACUACCAUACUCUACUAUUACAAUGGAUGUACCAGGUGACACUGUUAUUAGUGUGUCUGAUUUAUCAUCAACACCCGUCACCACAACCAUCUAUAAUAACAAAAAGAUUUCAGUUGCCGAGUCAACAAUGUACAUUGUACAAACCAUUUCUACUCCACUAGCAUUCCUCAAUGUGCCACCUUCACGUACUCUUUCUAUCAGUCAGUACCCUGCCCCUACUACCAACCCAUCGGCCGUUCUCUCGCUCACAUACGGUAAAUUUGGACCAUCCUACUUGAACAAUAUUGGAUGGCCAUCGACAUCUAUCACCAAAGCUGCUUUCUUACUUGGUGAACAUCAAUCUAUCGUAUUCACCAAUCCCGAUGACUCUGUACGAAUCUAUCAUCCAACUGGCACAGAGUAUACCAUAGUUUCAAAUAUUCAAUAUGGUUCAAUUGAAAUUUUAGAUCCUUUAUUAUUUGGAUCAAAUACUUAUCAAUCAAAUGGAGGAAAUGUUGUGAUAAAUCAAAUAUAUAGUUAUGCAGUACCAACAUUUACAUUGGAUGGUGUAGCAAUGUCUUGUACAUUGGUGAGUGGUGGUGCCAACACGAUGAAUUGUGUCAUCCCACCAUACACUAGUGGAAACUACACCAAACCAAUAACAAUGCAAUGGAAUGGUUUGAAUCUCUAUCCAUUUUAUACGAUUAGUUAUGUUAGUGACGGUUCUUCUUCAUCUACUUCUGCAACUUCAACUACUGGUACUGGAACACCAACAAGUGGUACAUCGACAGAAACCUCUGGGACUUCUGCAACCUCUGGAACUGGAACUGGAACAGAAACAACAGGAACUUCAACAAACUCUACCACUGGUAGCAACCCAUGUUCUAAUACAACUACUACAACAGAGGCCACUACAGGGGCUACGGCAACAGGGGCUACGACAACAACAACUACCACAGGAGGUAGCGGUACGAGCGGUACCACCUCGACCACUAGUAGUUCAAGUGGGGGUGGAACAACUGGUGGGGCAUGUAACUCAACCACCACAGACACCACUACAACAAACCCACCAACUACAAGUGGUACGUCAGGAACAACAAGUGGAACAUCAGGAACUACCGCCAGUGGAACCACAACAAUACCAUCAACAACUGGUACAACAACAGACCCAUCAACAGACUCGGGUCUCAGUACAACUACAAGUGGUACAUCAGGGACAACUACGGAUGGAACAUCAGGAACUACCACAAGUGGGACAACAACAAUACCAUCCACAACUGGCACAACAACCGACCCAUCAACCGACUCAGGUCUCAGUACAACUACAAGUGGUACAACGACAACUACGGAUGGAACAUCAGGAACUACCACCAGUGGAACCACAACAAUACCAUCCACAACUGGCACAACUACAGACCCAUCAACAGACUCAGGCCUCAGUACAACUACAACAACAACAAGUGGACCCACAACAAGCGGCACAUCAGGACCAACUACAAGUGGAACCACAACAAUACCAUCCACAACUGGCACAACAACCGACCCAUCUACAGAUUCAGGCCUCAGUACAACAACAGCAAGUGGUACAACUACAGAUGGAACAACUACAAGCGGUACAACAAUACCAUCAACAAGCGGUACAACAACAGACCCAUCAACCGAUUCAGGUCUCAGUACAACUACAAGUGUAACAACUACAAGUGGAGCAACAACAAUACCAUCAACAAGUGGUUCUUCACAAUAA